AUGACGACCUUCACGAAGCUACCUGAUGGCGAGCAGGCCCUCCUCGAAGUUGAUGCGGGGAAGAGGCUCUCCAAGAUAGACCCAAUGAUCUAUGGCGGCUUCACGGAACACAUGGGAAGAUGUAUCUACGGCGGGAUGUACGACCCUGGAAACCCCCUUUCCGACGAGCAUGGCUUCCGCACAGACGUCCUCGACGCGCUGAGAGAGCUCGAUAUCCCCGUGGUCCGCUACCCCGGGGGCAACUUUGUCGCCACGUACCACUGGCUCGACGGGGUUGGUCCUCGGGACAAGCGACCCAAGCGGCCAGAGCUGGCCUGGCUGGGAACCGAGACGAACCAGUUCGGAACGGACGAGUUCAUGCAGUGGCUGUCGGUGCUCAGUGAGGGCAAGAAAGACCGUGUCGAGCCGUACAUUUGUCUGAACAUGGGGACCGGCACCCUGGACGAGGCGCUGGCCUGGGUCGAGUACUGCAACGGGACCAAGGAUACCUACUAUGCCAACCUGCGCAGGCAGAACGGCCACGAGGAGCCGUACAGGGUCAAGUACUGGGCGCUGGGCAACGAGAUCUGGGGCCCGUGGCAGGUCGAGCAGAUGACCAAGGAAGACUAUGCCAAGAAGGCGGCGCAGUGGGCCAAGGCGCUCCGCCUGCUCGACCCCAGCCUGUGCCUGAUCCUCUGCGGCGAGACGGGCCACAGCUCAUGGGACCACCACGUGCUGAAGGAGUGUGUGUCUGUCGUCGACAUGCACUCUAUCCACAUCUACACGGCGUCGGCCCAGCACCUGCCCAACGUCACGGCCCCGCUGUCGGCGGAGCGUGCAAUCCAGACGGCGGCAGCGCUGAUCGACAUUGCGCGCAUCGAGAACAACGUGCCGCCGACCAAGGCUCAAACCACAAUCUGCUUCGACGAGUGGAACGUGUGGGACCCGGAGCGAGCGCCAGGCGACAAGGGCGCAGAGGAAAAGUACACGCUGUCGGAUGCGCUGGCCGUGGCCGUGUGGCUCAACGUGUUCGUGCGGCAGAGCAGGUACAUCGGCAUGGCCAACAUCGCGCAGACGGUCAACGUGAUCUCGCCACUCAUGACGAGCAAGGAUGGCAUCGUCAAGCAGACGACGUGGUGGCCCCUGCUGCUCUUCAGCCGCUUCAUGCGCGGGUGGACGGUAGCGGCGCACGUCAGCUGCGGGUCCUGGGCGGGGGAGACGAGCCCAGCCUGGCUGCAGGGCGUGUUGCAGGACGGUGCGCCAUGGCUGGACGUCAGCGCCGUGGUGGACGACGAGGGCUUCGUCAAUGUGGCGGUGGUGAACAUUAGCGACGAGGCUGAUCUCGAGGCCAGCCUGAAGGGCGUCUCGGGCAAGGUCGAGGUGCACACCGUCAACGGCCCCGGCGUGAAGGCCGUCAAUGUCGCCGGCAGCGAUGAGGUGGGCGUCAGGGAGUCUCAAUGGGACGGCGAGGGCGCCUUCGUGUUUCCCAAGCACUCGAUGACGCUGCUGAGGUGGAAGGCUGCAUGAUGGAAUGACACAUCAUGAACGACGAUCGAUGACAACACCUGCUGAGGUGGGCAAAGGGACAGCACGAGCUGAGCUGCGAGAGAUGUGAUGUGUCAGUUAUUACUACUAUGUAUGGCCCUCGUAGAACAACAAUGCAAUAGAGAAGAAGAGAGACUCGAUCCUUUCUUCUUUCUCUCUCUCUCUCUCUUUCAUUCUCGAAUUCUGAUGCUGGUGUCUCGGCACGGUCCGCGUAGAUCUUGAACAAGGCUAUUGUUGUCGUCAUCAUGAUCGUCGCGGCCUUGUUCUCCGUGCUAGUCGAUGUAGAUGCUCAUCCUU
Cryphonectria parasitica EP155 is the source of this 1821-nucleotide messenger RNA. RefSeq names its product family 51 glycoside hydrolase. Gene Ontology annotation, molecular function: alpha-L-arabinofuranosidase activity. NCBI's taxonomy places the organism in Eukaryota, Fungi, Ascomycota, Sordariomycetes, Diaporthales, Cryphonectriaceae. The record is from RefSeq and is a predicted model, not a curated record. Gene Ontology annotation, biological process: polysaccharide catabolic process; L-arabinose metabolic process. The transcript is spliced from 3 exons. The coding region runs from base 1 to 1506 and encodes 501 amino acids.